Closterium sp. Naga37s-1 is the source of this 331-nucleotide messenger RNA. The record is from the annotation of a GenBank genome assembly. Lineage: Eukaryota; Viridiplantae; Streptophyta; Zygnematophyceae; Desmidiales; Closteriaceae.
CUGCCGACAGUGUCAGUGCGGCGCGCGGGGGCGCAAACCGCCAUUCCUAGCGUUGGCGCCACAGUCAUUGCGAAGGUGGCGAGGGUGACGCCACGAGCAGCCAUGGCGGACAUAGUGUGUGUGGGCGCACACGCCGUCACGGACAAGUUCUCAGGCAUCAUCAGGCAGCAGGACGUGAGAGCCACGGAGAUAGACAAGGUGGAUCUGCUGGCGUCGUAUCGCCCUGGUGACCUUAUUCGAGCUCAAGUGCUCUCGCUGGGAGACUCACGCGCCUAUUUCCUCUCCACAGCCAAGAACGACUUGGGGGUUAUACUGGCCAAAGGGGUCGCAG